Aphanomyces invadans is the source of this 3756-nucleotide messenger RNA. RefSeq lists its product as hypothetical. NCBI's taxonomy places the organism in Eukaryota, Oomycota, Saprolegniomycetes, Saprolegniales, Verrucalvaceae. The transcript has 8 exons. Bases 49 to 3507 code for a protein of 1152 amino acids. Gene Ontology annotation, molecular function: protein binding; calcium ion binding. The record is from RefSeq and is a predicted model, not a curated record.
ACGCCGGAAAGUUCGCGCGAUCUUUUCGAAUUGACGUCGGUCCGAGACAUGACCGCGGCGGCAUUGGUCACGGUCCGGUCGGUCGCGGGCUUGAUGCCGCAAUUCCAGCGCCCUUUCAUCAAGUUCGUCUACGAGAAGCCGUCCACGCAGAAGCGAGUGUCUGCUAGGACCGACGAAGCCGAAACAAUCAUGCUACACGGUACGGACACAACAAUCGCGACUUGGCGUGACGCGGUAUUAUGCGUCCCUGUUAAUGCCCACACGUUAACGAUUGAGCUUUGGAAUGCUCAUGCACACCACGAUGUGUUCCUGGGUCAGACACGAGUCUACUUCGAUCCCAAAGGACCGCCAGAAGUAGGCCCUUCAUGGAUUGCAAUCAGUAAUGUCCCGUACGAUGGUGUCAAUCUUAAGCGACCUGUUAAUGUGGAAGUCAUUGUUACGCACAUGAAGAGCACUGCCGUGUUUUCGUCGUCCGACGUUCCCCAAUCGACGUCUCCGCAACAAUCUAUCGUUCAUCCUUCGUUUCAAUUCAAAAUUCCUGCGCGGGAGAUCGACUGGUCACGCAUUGCCACCAUCAAUGUUUCAGAGAUCUUUUUUUUGGGAGAUGUCAAAUCACUCCUUGAGCUGCAGGACGAAGUCCUGUACGGCAACACGCUGGCAUCGUUGGACAUGAUCGUGGACAAAGAGUUUGAAAGAGCGUUCCAAAUGUGCCAGUAUUCUGCCCAGUACCUCCACCAGUGCGUCGAGUUCCUGUCCCAGCGCUGUGCCACAUACGCAUCUUCGCAUUGCGAGCUGCUCCAACGACAAGAGAAUGCUGCGCACGCGCUGGACACAAAAAAGCGUCAGCGACGCCAUCUUGAAAAACAAGCCAAGGAAUGCGACGUCUUGAUUGCGGCUUACGAGGCUAUUGCCAAGACACUUCCAGACGCAAUUUCACAACCAAAGGCUCCAUCAGUCGCCUCAGUAUCUCCGCAAAGUGCAUCCCCUGUGUCUCGUCCAAAGUUGCAGCCGUCCAUACCAUCAAUACAAGGGCCAUCAUCACCACAAAAUCAGCAAACAAAUGAAAUAAGCUCUGCUCCACCCACGCCAAUGACGCAACUGUCUCCUUCCAAGGUUCCCUUGCUCAUGAGUUACGAAGAACGAAUGGAGAAGAAUCGACUGGCUAAGGAAGCCACGCGGUUGGAACGAAUAGCGGCGGAGAAGCAGCGUUUGAUACAAAUCAUGGCUGAUCAAGCCAAGGAGCGCGAGUGGAAGCAAACAGUGCUCUUUCACGACCAGGCGUUGCUAGACAACGCGGCGCGGCGGCUGCAAACGUGGUUGCACCACAUCAUGCUCAAGCGUAGGUACCAUGCCAAACGCCGUCGAAACGCUGCGGCCGUCGCGAUUCAAUGUCGCGUGCGGCAGAUUCAAGCCAAGCAAGUGUAUCGCCAACGUCGACAACAGUCACUUGAUCUCACUGCACAACUUGCAAGCCAACUCUUGGAGCAGCGAAUCCAACACCAACAGCACGUUGAAGCGGUGCAGCGCCAGCAAGCGAAGGAGCUCGAGCCGAUCUUGCGGCUUUGGGCAGAUAUACAGCAAGCAUUUAAGCGGGCAUCGAGGGUGCCCACGGGGGCUUCUGUGUUUUCUUUCUUUGACACGAACAACGCUGGACAAGUGGACCGAGCAACAUUUCGACGCCAACUUCUCCGCCUAGGUUUUGAUAUACCUCGUCAAGCGGUUCGGAGGUUGAUCCAGUUGAUUCACACGCGCGCCAAUGUACACAGUGACCGCCUCGUCGUCACCGCGGAUCAAUUUUCGAAAGCAUUUGCCUUGACGAGUGGACAUUUCACCCCAGUUGAGGAGGCUCCCGAACCUACAACUCCAAGUCUGGAGGCGCCCUUGGAUGCACCAGAUCCCAUGGUGGUGGCACCAGUGACGCACGUGGCGCCCGCCGUUCCAACAUUGGAUUCGGUGGAAGGCAUCAGUUUAUCCUUUCGACAGUUGCGAGAGCGAAUCGUACAAGCCGCUCGCGUUCAGUUUGGAGGUGGCAAUCACUCGAACAUGACGUUUGCGUCACUUCGUACGGCACUAAUCAAGCUAUUCGCCACGUUCGAUCCCCAUGGCAGCGGCGACGUGUCGUUGGCAGACUUUAAGGCGGUGGUCGAAUCGCAGCUUCACGUGACGAUAGAUUCGCACUGGGAUUACGUUCGCGAGUGUUUUGACGUGGACGGAAGCGGGAGUCUCAACAUUGCCGAGUUUGUCGCGUUUGCAUUCGCCGAUUCGUCCGUGGACGAGAUGGGCGUUCUGGGCUAUCAACUUCGAGACGCGAUCCUACACCGCGUCAAAGCUGCACGAAAGGAAGCUGCCGCCACGAUUGAAGACGCUGUGCGCUAUGUGUUUCGUCCAGUGUUUCACAAACGAGAUGAAGCCACAUUUGCCGAUUUCAGUCAUUCCCUUGCACAACUCAAGCUUGGGUUUACCCUGGGCCAGCUCUCGCGCUUAGUUUUACGCCUGGAUCAGGACAAGAAUCAUUUGAUUUCCCUUGAUGAACUCUUGCGAUGGCUCAAACUGAGGAGUGCAAGUGACAACUCAAGCAACUUAUUGGCGCGUACUCCGUCCAGUACGACGGACAGCACUAGCAGCACCAGGGCAAGUGUGAGCGCCACAAGCGUGGGUGUGAAAGAGCUUCGACAGCAACUCGUUGGACUAGCAGGCGAAGCUACUCCCCAAGCGAUCAAAGUCUUAUUCGAAAAGAUGGACGCGAAUCAAAGCUCGAAAUUGAGUGCGACUGAGUUGCACGGAUACUUGGCCGUGCCAUCACUGCCGCUGUCCGUAGUGGAAUCUGCUGUCGCGUGCAUGGAUGUUCGUCGGAGCAGCGUCGUGUCCAAGGCCGAUUUCAUUGCAUUUUGUCUCGACACAACUUCGGCGACAGAAGAAGAGACUGGUGUCGUCAUGGAGCAAUGCCGCCGCAAACUCACCGAAGUAUGCGUGGACCAGGAGGGAUUUCAGCGCUGGUUUGGCGCCAUGUCCCAACAGCACGGAAAAGUUCGAACAACCGAACUCAAGCACGCAUUGAAGACUAUGAUUCACGUUCCAGACCAUGUGAUGGAAGGCGUCGUUCGACGAUUGGACUUCGAUGGGAGUGGAUGGAUCUCUGAAAAGGAGUUCCAGGCGUGGGUACAGCCCGUACGCGACAUUGAAGUGCUGCUCCAGUUGGUCGAACAGAACCAAGCCAUGCAACAAAAAGGGAAGGAUCUCUUUUCCACCUUUGACUUGGACGGCAACGGUGUGAUUGGUCUUGAAGAGUUCCACGCUGGCCUAAAACGAUUCCAAGUGAACGUUAACAAGGACGAAGCGGCCGCGCUCUUAAAGGAAUUCGAUGUCGACACGGACGGAGUGCUAAAUGCGUCUGAGUUAAACGCGAUCGUGGAAGCAUACAACAGCGACGACUUCGACUUGCACGAGCUAGCAGGGCAGGUGUCAUAUCAAGGGACGGCAUAUGACGACGAAGAGUUUGACGACUAAUCGAAGCAAGUGAACGUGGAUGUGCUACUCAUGGGGUACAUUGAAUAGAAACUCGACAUAGGAGGUAUUCGUCUCCUUAUCCAUCGAAACGAAAUGCAUCCUCGAGCUGCUUCUUGGCUGUAUGGGAUGCUGUGGAGGACGACUUGAAGGCAGUUUUCUUCGACAGCGCCGACUUGACGAAUCGAGCCGUGUUGGACUCGACUGGUGCUUUCGACAGUGGGGCAUUCUUUACAACGUCAAGUGUGUUUU